AUGGCGACCGUCGCGGCCAGAGCGACGCUCGGCGGGGGCAAGGGCGGGGCAGCUGGCGGGAGAGUGGAGGAAGCUCUCGCGGAGCUCAAGAGUGUGGUUCUCGACGACUCGAGGCCGGUGACGUACAAAUGGGCAGCUCGGCACUUCGGCAUCAGCUGCGACGCGGCGAAGCAGCUCAUGCACCGCCUGCUGAGCGCCACUGGAGGGAAAGUGGAGGCUGUGUACUGCAUCAGCGGCAGCGCGAAGGCAGACGCCGGUCUUCGGGUCGUGCUCUGCACCGCGAAGGGGUUGAAACGAGCAGAGGACGCAAUGUCGGAAGUUUUCUCGACGCACGUGCACAGCGUGCGGCCACGCGGCGGAGGGGACGUCAGCAACGUGCACAACACAGAGAAGGAGCAGCUGGUGAAGAUGGUCUCGGAGAUGGUCGAGACGCACGCCGUGACCGCAGUGGGUGACUUCGGGCCUUGCAAGAGCGUGUUGUUCAGCAGCGCGUGGAGGCCGAUCAUGGCUGCGACGCGCGCGCAAGCGGCGGCGAACGACGACGAUGUCGAGGAGCCAGCGCCACAGGUCCCCGCGACCAAGGGGGCGAAAUCCUCCGUCCCAAAGACGACAGCAGCCCCGAAGCCGGGUCCGAAGCCACAGGCCGGGGCCGGCGAUCGCGAGGCGAACAAGAAGAAGGUCCAGCAGUCGGCCAUCGCUGGGAUGUUCGCGAACGCGAAGGCGCGGCCGAAGCAGCAAGCCCCGCCGGCGCAGGCACAGAAGCCGGCGAGCAACGUCGCAGCCGCGGUCAGCAAGCCCGCGACACCGGCAGUCGCGCGUGUCAAGGCAGCCGUGGACGCCAACCUGGAGGACUCCCCCGAGAAGCCUGGGGCACGAGGCCGCAAGCGUCAGUUGCUGGAGGACUCCGACGACGACGAGAGCAGCGAGAGCGAGGCGGAGGAGGAGGAGGAGGAAGGCGCAGGAGCGGUGGAGGAGGAGGAGGAGAUGGAGGCGCCUCCCGAGCCGGUUGCACCGCCGAAGCCGCAGAAGCAGGUCCCGAAGAAGUCGUCUGGCAAGCGCAGGCGAGAGGAGCGCGUGACCUUCGACGACAAGGGCAGGGAGUUGGUGGAGGUCGUUUGGGUGGACGAGGAGACGGGCGAGGUCGCGAGCGACGAGGCCCCGAGCCCACCGAAGAAGGCAAAGACAGGUCCCAAGCCGAAGCAAGCCCCCCCGGCGGCGAAAAAGGCCCCCCCAUCCAAACCCUCCGCAAAGACGGCGGGCAAGGCCCCGGCGCCCAAGAAGGGGGCACAAAAGCAGUCUGGCAUCAUGGGGUUCUUCGGGAAGAAGUGA
Molecule: messenger RNA, 1329 nt
Organism: Pedinophyceae sp. YPF-701
Lineage: Eukaryota; Viridiplantae; Chlorophyta; Pedinophyceae
Source: the annotation of a GenBank genome assembly